Molecule: messenger RNA, 480 nt
Organism: Acaulospora morrowiae
Lineage: Eukaryota; Fungi; Glomeromycota; Glomeromycetes; Diversisporales; Acaulosporaceae
Source: the annotation of a GenBank genome assembly
AUGGACCACAAAGAAGCUCAAAAAGGCACUUAUAAAGAGAUGAUGAGUGCAACAUUAGGUGAUGCGAUUAAUUUCAGACGUGGAAUUUCGACCUUAGUUGCAUUGUCUUCAAUUAGGGCCACCGCUUCAAUAGUUUGGAGUGGUUCUAGAAUUAUUGCAUCCGCUGCCAAUAGCAAUCUCAUUCCCUAUUUCUCGCCACUUUUAAGAAAAUUUCUAAAUGGUCCUAGAAUUAUCAAAAAGAUCUUAAGAAAAUUUCGAGUGAUUGAAGUAGACCCCGAUGAAAAUAACCCAAAUGAGGAUAGUUGCCAUGAUGCUCCCAUUGGUGCAUUGAUUUUUCAAUGGUUAUACUGCUCGAUAAUAAUUUUUGUCUUUCCAAAAAGUCAUCCUUACGAAAUACUCGUAACAAUGACUCAGUAUUCAGCUCUCAUCUUCUUCGGCCUCAGUGCUCUGGGUCUUAAAAAGAAGAGGAGAACUUUGUAA